Messenger RNA from Aphanomyces astaci, 471 nucleotides. RefSeq lists its product as hypothetical. The transcript is spliced from 2 exons. NCBI's taxonomy places the organism in Eukaryota, Oomycota, Saprolegniomycetes, Saprolegniales, Verrucalvaceae. The record is from RefSeq and is a predicted model, not a curated record. Bases 1 to 471 code for a protein of 156 amino acids.
AUGGCCUCGCCGACACCCACGGCUUGCAGGCCGCCACGCCCCAUCCCCCCUUACGUCGCUGACCUCGUCGACUCAUCCUUCGCCGAGUUCAAGCGUCUGUCCAAGUCCAUCGUCGCCAAGGCAGCCGCCUUCGAACGACUCAAGACGACCCCGCCCAAGAGCCUGGCCUCCAAGGGCGACAUCCAGAUGUCCAAGGCGCUCCAAGCAGCGGACCCCGCAGCCUGCCUCGAAGUCAAGACCCGCUGGGCCGACCAGAAGGCAGCGAACGAAGCGGCGCAACACGCGAUCAUCCUCGCUGUGUGUGAAGCCGAGCUCAAGACCCUCAAGACCGCGAUCGACCAAGUCGUCCCGUCCUUAGGCAUAGCUAUAGAUGAGUACUUAGCAAUAGUUAACCCGGACGCCGCAGUCGGAGGAAGUAAAAAAUAUUGCAAUUUUAUCGCUAUCCUCCAUGAUCACGAGUACGAAAUUUGA